UUUGUCAUGAAAGCCCAUUUUCUCUUUUAAAUCCUAUGUGAACCCCUUUUCCAUACGAAGAAGAUGCUAACAACUGUCAUCUGAUACUGAUAUGUUGAGAUGAACUUUAAUAGCAAAUACUCAAACCCCCACUGUUGCAUAACCAAGAAAAAUGCUAUCACCACACUCUCUGCAACUCUCGACGCUCCAUUCUUCUUCUUUUACCCAUAGCGUUUCUCUAAUUUACAAUCCCACCCCUUCUCUUCCAUGGCAUCCAAUGAAAUAUUCUCCAACACAGGUAUCCUGUGUUUCCACCCGACCCAAAAAGAGACCGGUUCCAACCGACGACAAAUCGGAGGCACAAGAGCUAGUUCGGGUCCUUGUGAGGAGUUUCAGUGACAAACAACCUUUGGUCAAGACACUUAAUAAGUAUGUUAAAGUCAUGAGGACUGAGCACUGCUUUAUGCUGUUUGAAGAACUUGGCAAGACUGACAAUUGGCUUCAAUGCCUCGAGGUGUUCAGAUGGAUGCAAAAACAACGGUGGUAUGUGGCGGAUAAUGGUUGUUAUUCGAAGUUGAUAUCAGUUAUGGGAAAGAAAGGUCAAACCCGGAUGGCAAUGUGGCUCUUUUCGGAGAUGCGUAACAGUGGAUGCAGGCCAGAUACUUCAGUCUACAAUGCACUCAUCACAGCCCACCUUCACUCCAAAGAUAAAGCUAAGGCUUUGACUAAAGCUCUUGCAUACUUUGAGAAGAUGAAAGGUAUUGAACGGUGCCAACCCAAUGUUGUGACAUAUAAUAUUCUUUUGAGAGCGUUUGCCCAAGCUCGAAAUGUAAAUCAAGUCAAUGCUUUAUUUAAAGAUCUUGAGGAGAGCAUUGUUUCACCUGAUAUCUAUACAUAUAAUGGUGUGUUGGAUGCAUAUGGGAAGAAUGGGAUGAUCAGAGAAAUGGAAUCUGUACUUUCUCGCAUGAAAAUUGAUCAAUGCAAGCCUGAUAUUAUUACUUUUAAUUUGCUGAUUGAUUCAUAUGGGAAGAAGCAAGAUUUUGAGAAGAUGGAACAAGUUUUUAAGAGUUUACUAAGGUCCAAGGAGAAACCAACUUUGCCUACAUUCAAUUCUAUGAUAGUAAAUUAUGGGAAGGCACGGUUGAAAGAUAAAGCGGAGAGUGUUUUCAAGAAGAUGGCUGAUAUGAGAUACACACCAAGCUUCAUCACAUUUGAAAGUCUCAUCAUGAUGUAUGGAAUUUGUGACUGUGUUUCUAAGGCCAGAGAUAUAUUUGAUGAUAUGGUUGCAUCAGGAAAGGUGGUCAAAGUUUCAACGUUAAAUGCUGUGCUUAAUGUUUAUUGUAUGAAUGGUUUGCAUAUGGAAGCGCAUAUACUCCUUGAAAAUGCACGUAGUAGUGGGGUGCCUCCAAAUUCAUCCACGUAUAAACUUCUUUACAGGGCCUACACCAAAGCUAAAAUGAAGGAGCUUGUGCAGAAGUUGCUAAAGCAUAUGGACAAAGAUGGUAUCAUCCCUAAUAAGAGAUUCUUUGUGGAUGCUUUGGGAGCUUCCAAAUCUUCAGGGGCCAGUUCGGAAUCUACCAUUCCUCUCAAAGUUUCAAACAGUCCACAGAACGUUGCCAAGACUUUGGAAGAAUGAUUGGUAGUUUGCUUUAUGGUUUCUUCUUAUCUUUUCCAAUUCAGAAGGAUUUGUAAAGUUUGUAUCACAAAGGAACAGUUGGCUACUUAGCCCCUGGCAGCUCGGUAUGUAUUUAUCACCCUUUAAUUAGCCUCCUGAUCAUAUUUUCUAUCCUUCAUGGCUUCAUGCUUUGUUUCUUGAAAAGCAACAUCCUUCCGCUAUCUUUACUUUUAUCUUGAAAUUCAAUAUGUCCCAAAAUAUCUUGAAUGCAGUACUUGUUGCACCAGCUCUUUUUGUGGAGCUUCUCUGUCUGCAUUUCAAUUUAGAGUUCACAUAUUCUGUGUAGGCAAUCCCGACAAAGCAGGGUUUCAGUACUUUAACUGCUGGUGUUAAAACAUCUGCAUUCUUUAUGGAUAAAGAAAUUGUCCUUAUGGCCAAACCUAACUGCUUGUUUC
This is a messenger RNA of Populus euphratica (Euphrates poplar), 2049 nucleotides long. RefSeq names its product pentatricopeptide repeat-containing protein At4g39620, chloroplastic-like. The transcript is spliced from 2 exons. Gene Ontology annotation, molecular function: mRNA binding; protein binding. The record is from RefSeq and is a predicted model, not a curated record. Bases 152 to 1615 code for a protein of 487 amino acids. Lineage: Eukaryota; Viridiplantae; Streptophyta; Magnoliopsida; Malpighiales; Salicaceae.